Molecule: messenger RNA, 2753 nt
Organism: Anarrhichthys ocellatus (wolf-eel)
Lineage: Eukaryota; Metazoa; Chordata; Actinopteri; Perciformes; Anarhichadidae
Gene: lfng
Product: LFNG O-fucosylpeptide 3-beta-N-acetylglucosaminyltransferase
Exons: 8
Coding region: 131-1240 (369 amino acids)
Biological process (GO): pattern specification process
Cellular component (GO): Golgi membrane
Molecular function (GO): O-fucosylpeptide 3-beta-N-acetylglucosaminyltransferase activity
Source: RefSeq, a predicted model, not a curated record
UAUGCACACGGACGGGACUGUUCAUCCUUUUGUUUUACUGGGAGAAUAAAACACCUUAUGGACUUUGCAUUGGGGAUUUGUUGCGCCGCUUCAUAGUUUUUUUUUUGUCUUUUAAAAAAAAAGUUUAAUCAUGUCGAUGAAUAGCAAUAAGAAGACAGCCAUCUCUGUCGCCAGCACAGCGUGCCUCUGCCUGCUGCUGCUGGUCCUGGUCGCCGUGCAGCAUCACCGCGGUCAGGUGGACGACGAGGCCACCGGAGGGGACGCCGGCACGCGCUCUCUGCUCCAGGAUGCCGCGCGGCACGACGAGAGCGACGCGCAAACUAAGAAGGGAUUCUCGGCGUACUUCACCAAACUCACGCGGGGACGGAGGGAGGCGGAGCAGCCCGCGCGCUCCUCCGCAGCCGAGCCGCCUCCAGCCGAGGACAUCAGCGCCGACGACGUCUUCAUCGCCGUGAAGACCACCAAGAAGUUCCACCAGUCCAGACUGAAUCUGCUGCUGGACACGUGGAUCUCACGAAACAUGCAACAGACGCACAUCUUCACAGACGGAGAGGAUGCGGAGCUGAAAAAGAAAAUUGGAAGUCACGCAAUCAACACAAACUGCUCUGCAGCUCACAGCCGACAAGCUCUCUCGUGCAAGAUGGCGGUGGAAUACGAUAAGUUCAUAGAGUCGGGGAAAAAGUGGUUCUGUCACGUAGAUGAUGACAACUACGUGAACGUUCGGACUCUGGUGAAGCACCUGUCCCAGUACCCCCACACCCAGGACAUGUACAUCGGUAAACCCAGUCUGGACCGGCCCAUCGAGGCCACAGAGAGGCUGGGCGACAACAAGAUGAAACCAGUCAACUUCUGGUUUGCUACUGGAGGAGCAGGCUUCUGUGUGAGCCGAGGUCUGGCGCUGAAGAUGAGCCCGUGGGCCAGCGGCGGCCACUUCAUGAACACGGCGGAGAAGAUCCGGCUGCCCGACGACUGCACCAUUGGCUAUAUCAUCGAGUCGGUUCUGGGGGUUCCUCUGACCCGCAGCAACUUGUUCCACUCCCACCUGGAGAACCUGCAACAAGUGUCCAGAUCGGAGAUACACAAGCAGAUCACCCUCAGUUAUGGGAUGUUCGAAAACAAGAGUAAUAUCAUCAAUUUCAAAGGGGCUUAUCCUGUGGAGGAAGAUCCAUCGAGGUUCAAGUCGGUGCACUGUCUCCUGUACCCAGACACCCCAUGGUGUCCCCCUCAGGUUGCCUUCUAGGGCGACCGCUCCUUUCUCAUCCUCGUCCCCGUCGUGCCUCGGUAUCUGAAAGGCUCACGGGGACCAGUGUUUGUCGUUAGACCGCACGGCUGCUGUAUUGUUGCUGUGCGGUCUUUAAUAGUUUUACUGGGCUGCUGUGCGGCCCGCCUCGGGACUAUUCCUUCCUGUCCGGAGCCAGGACCUCGCCCCAUUAUGUUCUGGUGGAAGGACCCCGGCUCUCGGCAGGAAGUAGCUUUCAGCGUUAAGCUUUGCAGGCAAUCAGUUGAGCUUUGUGAUGUAUAUGUUGCUUGUAAAUGUAUCUGCAAUUCUCAUAGAAUGUAUUGACAUAUAUUCAAGCCUUUUUGCCAGCUUCACAUUAACAUUUUUAUUUUUUCGCUUUUAAGAAAUGCAAAGCCAUACAGGUCUUUGUUUGUAGGCUUUUGUUGGCUUUUAUCGCAUAUAAUUGGCUUUUUUGUUUAGAUGUUUUUACUCCGAUGACUCCGGACAAAUGUGCUAAUAUGAAGAUUUUGUUGUGCUUUUAAGUUAACUGUUAUUUCUCCCAUGAACUGAGCUGGCAGACUCCCUAAUACAUCCUUUGGUGACCUAAUCUGAGGUAUAUCAGGACUAAGCACUUUUCCCUUUGUGAUAGUUUUUUGGUCAACUGACCUAAUUUACGUCCUUUUUAAUGACAUGCCUCAGAUUUAUGUCCAAACUACAACAAAGAAAAGAGAAAUAACCCGGCGCAAUCUCUCAUCCAUUCAUGUUUUUAAUAACACUCCUUGCAUUUGUUACAAAGGAGGAUGAAUAACGAGUGGAAGAGAUUUUGAUUCAGGGUUACAAUCAGCUUUUAAAUUGCUUUUGAAAUGUUUUUUUAUUGUUGUUUGAAAAAUUGCACAGCUGACUUUCAAAUGAGCUGAUGAUUGCUCCUGAAAAGUUGCUCACCUCAAAAAAAGGUUCAACAGUGAAGAAUUAGUGAAAAGCAAAGAAGGAAAGAAACAAUGGCAUCUAAAUAAUAACCACGUGUGUAACGUGAGCCACAGUCUAUAAUAGUUUGCACAAAAGACUGCUGAGCUUCUCUGUUGUCCUCAACAUGAAUGUUCUUUAUUUACACAUAAUAUUUAUGGGCUGGUUGCCGCUGAGGUGAGAACUUUACAGGAGCAACAUGAGUGUUUCCACAUGGAGGGGUCCGUUCCCUCCGUGUCGUCCCUCACCCAUAUUGGGUGGCCCUGUACAUUUUGACUGCAGUAUUGUGUACUGUGCCCUUUGUUUUAAAUGCGUAGUAUAAUGUGUAGGAUGGAAUUUCCCCUUUGUGGUUUACAUAUGCGUUUAUUGACCCGGACAUGAUAUUUUUGUACUGCCUUGAACUGCGUUAAGUGACUGUGGUGUUUAUUCUCCAGUAUCUGGAGGGUUCGAGCGGUUCAUUCCCAAUACUGGCUUCUCAGGGAUUAUGAGUUGAUCCUGGUAUUAACUACCAUGGGACCCACAGUGGGACCGACAACUUUGAAUAAAAGUGCAUAACCACUGAGAAACAUUA